ACUCCUUGUCACUCUAUUGACUGUCCUUCUCACUAUCUACUUCUCAUCUUCAAAUUUAUUUCUUUCAUCUAACUGAACCACGUCCUACUGUCCUUUUCCUACUUGCACUCAUCAUGGGUAAUCUCUCAUCAGUCUUAUCAGCGUCAACUCCAGCCUCUCCAGACACUAGUACUACAGAUGUUCCCAAGCGCUCCGAUGUGAAAGGUCGGUCCUUUCCAGAAGCUAGCGUCUCUUCCUCAUCAAGGCGGGCUUCGAGAAAGAGAAAGAUUUCUCCCGAUCAUAACACGAAACUAAAAUACAAGAAGCCGAGGUUCUCGACGAACCGGGAAACUUUGCUUUUGGAAGAGGCUUGUUCUCUCGACGAAAUACAGAUCAUUCGCCAGCAGAUUCUCAAGGAUGGUAUUCAAUUAGACGACAUGGUACUUCCUGAUGGAUAUCGGUAUCCUGAAGGACAACAGCAGCCGCGACAAUCAUCGCUUAUGUCUUUGCGCGAUGAGGAUGAUCUUCCACUUUUUGCGGGCAGUGUCAUCAUCCAAACUCAUAUCCAGGCUUUAGCAUACGCUUUGUCUGAAUAUAGGUUACGAGGAAGAAUUCGCAACCGUACCGUAUACUGGGUUGAUGGUUCUGUUGCGCAACACCUGGAUCGGAAAAAUGCCGCCGGGGUUGCAGUUGUGUCCAAAUCCACGGACGAAGGAUCCCCUUUUUCGUGGAAGAUCCUAGGAUACAAAGUUCAUGGAGACAUGGGUUGUCCGGAUAUUGAGCUUUUGGCCAUCCUUCGAGCUCUACAGAUCGCCUAUGAUAAGGCCGUCGAGAGAAUCUCCAACGGUGCUCACGGAGAGCAAGAAAUCCUCGUCAUUUAUUCCGAUUGCAAAGAGGCAUUGAGGAUGAUCCUGCAUCUUACAAGGGCAAAACAGAAGGGCACGAAUAUAUUGGUGGAGGAAGUAAUUGAGCUCGCAAACGUCUUGAUUUCUCUUUUCGUGUCAGUUGAACUCCACUGGGUCCCUGCGCAUCGAGAUGUGCCAGGCAAUUACCUGGCUGACUACGCGGCCAGAAGGGCGUGGGACAAGACAUUUCGUUUCGAACUGACCACGAGAGAGGAAGCACUUUGUAGGGACUAUAAGAUGCGGUCAAAGUGAGGUUUUAAAUCAUUCGCAGAUGUCAUCCGGCUCUCUGAUAUUCUGCAACCUGUCAGACAUGCUAUCUGUCCAUGAUCAAUGGCGAUUGUUCUGCCCGUAUAGAACUGUUUGUGUUACUAAGGUUAUCACGCGCGUGGCAAAGGCGAGAGAGGCUAUUCUGACGUUGGAUUUGUACUGUACUAUGAAUAUUCAGAGCGUCACACAUGGACCUCGCAGGUUUCUGAACUCUUAUGGUACGAUGUGUCUAAUACAAACUUCAAAAUGUCAC
Paecilomyces variotii is the source of this 1404-nucleotide messenger RNA. RefSeq lists its product as hypothetical. Bases 114 to 1136 code for a protein of 340 amino acids. The record is from RefSeq and is a predicted model, not a curated record. The transcript is spliced from 2 exons. NCBI's taxonomy places the organism in Eukaryota, Fungi, Ascomycota, Eurotiomycetes, Eurotiales, Thermoascaceae. Gene Ontology annotation, molecular function: RNA-DNA hybrid ribonuclease activity; nucleic acid binding.